Messenger RNA from Leucoraja erinaceus (little skate), 1548 nucleotides. It is a transcript of the gene stard15, whose product is annotated as StAR-related lipid transfer (START) domain containing 15. The transcript has 7 exons. The coding region runs from base 247 to 1062 and encodes 271 amino acids. Gene Ontology annotation, molecular function: lipid binding. Lineage: Eukaryota; Metazoa; Chordata; Chondrichthyes; Rajiformes; Rajidae. The record is from RefSeq and is a predicted model, not a curated record.
UGAGAUUCAGUGCUCAUUCUCCGGGAGUUUCACUGCCCAGUUAGGUUUCAGCUGAUCGGCGGCCGUUCAUUUUCCGCCUCCCUGCCUCUUCUGGGAGAGUUCGCAUCACAGAUUACACAAGGUCUUCGCUCUCCCCUCUUUCCACCCCACCCAUCCCCUUUUCCAGGAACACAAACUGAUGCAGAUUCACAGGCACGGCCGGCGCAGGACCAGGCGAGAGGGAAAGCUGAACUAAAGUGGGCAAGGAUGUCCCGCGGAGAAAUCGUCCAAGUCCCCGACGAUGCGCAUUUCACCUCGUUCAGGGAACAGUGCGAACGCCACGAAGGCUGGACGGUUCAAUACAGCAAAGGAGUGACCACCGUGUGGAACCGGAGACCGGAGGAGAACAAAACCGUGCAGAAAUUAAAGAUGAGAAUUAACUGCAGGGAUGUUCCGGCAGAGACCAUGUACGAUGUUCUUCAUGACACGCACUACAGAAAGAAAUGGGAUACGAAUAUGAUUGAGACUUACGAUAUUGGCCGACUGACUGUGAAUGCAGAUGUUGGGUAUUACUCCUGGAGGUGUCCAAGUCCAUUGAAGAACAGAGACUUUGUUACCCUGCGAUCCUGGCUUCCCCUUGGCAAUGACUACAUGAUUGUGAACUACUCGGUGAAGCACCCGAAAUAUCCCCCAAAGAAGGACAUUGUUCGAGCUGUCUCACUGCAGACUGGAUACUUCAUUAAAUCUAACGGAGCCAACAGCUGUACCUUGUACUACCUGACUCAAGUGGACCCACGAGGGUCAUUACCAAAAUGGGUUGUGAAUAGAGUUUCACAGUUUGUAGCUCCCAAGGCCAUGAAACGGAUUUACAAAGCAUGUUUGAAGUAUCCUGAAUGGAAGCAAAAACACAACCCACAUUUCAAGCCCUGGGUCUACCCGGAGCAGAACACCCUACCCAACGUCAGCCUGUCAGACCUAUCGCUGCAGCACGCAUCCUCAUUGGAGAACAUCGACGAGAGCGGUCUAUCAGAGGAGAAAGUUCAUAUCAGCGACGAGGAAGAUAGCUACUCCAAGGAAUCAUAACGGACACGGAAGCGUGUGGGAAAUAGAGGAAUGAUAAUGUACACAUGGGGUUUAAUGACUCAGCAUCCCUUUCACACACCUUGACGAAAUCUGUAGGAAGUAGCAAUUCAGUUUCACUAAAUGGCAUAAUCCAAAGAAAUAAGAGCAGGAGUAGGUCAUUCAACCCUUGAGCCGUCCCUGCCGUUCAAUAAGAUCACCCAUCAGUUCAAAUUCCUUCAUCACCAGUAUCUGUAAACAGUUUUCAGUGUCUUUCUUUUCUUAAAUUGUAACAUUGUUUUCAGGACACUUGAUGCUAAACUGGUUCAUAGCGGUGGUGAUUGGAAAGGGCAAUGCUCACCUGAGUUUGCUCUGGUGUCUCUUUGACAAUGUGGAUGGAUUAGCAAGAGUGGACAGAUUAGCGUGUGCUUUUGCUAUGUUUCCAUGCUUGACUUUUUAAUUCCAUUCACCAAAAUAGACACCAUGUGAUGUGUGAUGUUACCCUACACC